Messenger RNA from Anopheles moucheti, 1592 nucleotides. RefSeq lists its product as uncharacterized. NCBI's taxonomy places the organism in Eukaryota, Metazoa, Arthropoda, Insecta, Diptera, Culicidae. The record is from RefSeq and is a predicted model, not a curated record. The transcript has 3 exons. The coding region runs from base 396 to 1118 and encodes 240 amino acids.
GCCUCUUGGAGAUGUGAAAUCUUUGACUUCAUAGUUCUCUAGCGCACCUAUACGAUCUAGCGUCCACGGUACGGUCACGCAAAGUAAAAAAAAAACACCAAACGGAACGGAAAGUGAAACACUGAAGACGCGCAGUAGUGCAAGGUUUGCUUUGUAACUUUCGAUUUCGGUAGCUGUAAACGGAUAAUUGUGGUGGCACACGCAAAUAGUAAUCUCAGCAAGCAAUGGAUCUCCUCUUGUUGUUGUGAUUGGUGUUGCCAGCUUUCGUGUGUCAAUGUUUUCCAAACCGAACCACAAUCUUAUUUCCACGGAGUUGGUAGUUGUGCUGCGAAAAAGCCGGAAGAUACGGAUAGAAUCAAGGAUCAGUUUUCCGUUUGUUGCAAACAUUUUCACGGAUGGCUAAAGGAAAUCACAAUCAACUAGCGAGUUACGUAAUGUUCGCACUUUUCGUGGUCGGAAAGGUGCAAGGCGUGCCGAACAUAGUGCCAGGAACGGCGGGACCAGAGCAAGUCCCGGAACGGGUCAAUGGAACACCGAUUGAAACGGGCCUAGAGGACGUUGUUACCACCGGAGAAGGCAACUCCCCAGUAGAUACUACUACUGAAAGCACAAGAACGACGACACAUGAUCGCGUUCUGUUCACCGAUACACCUGUCAUGGACGCUAUUACCAUCGUCUGGUACCUGGCCACGUUCAUUGCUCUGAUAUCGUUUUUCCUGGUUAUGGCCUGUGCCGAUCGCAACCGCUGUGGGACUCGCAAACCCGCCACGGAAGAGUUACAGCCACCGCCAACACCGGCACCGUCCUACCGGUUGUUCGCACCGCCCAGCUACGAUACGCUCGAGUUCGAGAAGGAUAACGACAGCAUCUACAUUAUUCCGUACGAUACUCGCAGCGACAGUGACCAUCAUCAGCGGAAUGCCGCGGAGGGCCUGGCAACCAACCUGGAACACAUCUUCGAACCUCCAUCAUUACGGCGGCAACCGUCCAGUCAUUCCGUUCGUAUCAGUGAUAUUAGCGACGAGGGUGAUGAUGUACCAACGGCGAUUAUUGCAGUGAGGAGUGUUUCGGUUCGAAGUAGUGACGCCACCGACGAGCGAGACGUCACCGCACUCUGAAGGUCGAUUAGACGCGAAACCCAAUCGGCACCCGGCGGGUGAACUCGAACGUGUGUGAUUUCUCUGUGCGCUCCGGUGUGCGAUAAGUGGACAACGGUGUUUUAUUACCGGCUUGAAGUGUUGUGUGCAGCUUGCGAUUGUUCUUGUUCAAUUGGCUACUGUAAGGCUGACGCAAUAGUUUUCCGGUUUGUUAAAACAAUUUAAACACGGAAAAUGUUUCAGGUGAUAAGAAAUGUCGAGAAGGCAUUUACGUUUCCGUAAUAAUGUGGUACCUACACGCGUGAUGCUGCUUGUUACUGCUCAUGACAAUAUCGAGAGCCUUUAUAUGUAAAGUAUUAAGAUAGGGAAGAAUCAAUCGAUAGUUAUUAAUCAAAUGGCAUCAGUGAUAAGUUGCCAUCAACCGUAAGGUAGUUAGUGAACGUUCGCAGAAUCUGUGGACAUGUAAAUAUUGUUAAUACCAAGACUAGCCUUGGU